Messenger RNA from Nelumbo nucifera (sacred lotus), 5794 nucleotides. Its product is annotated as brefeldin A-inhibited guanine nucleotide-exchange protein 2-like. The record is from RefSeq and is a predicted model, not a curated record. Gene Ontology annotation, molecular function: guanyl-nucleotide exchange factor activity. Gene Ontology annotation, cellular component: cytosol; trans-Golgi network. Lineage: Eukaryota; Viridiplantae; Streptophyta; Magnoliopsida; Proteales; Nelumbonaceae. Gene Ontology annotation, biological process: regulation of ARF protein signal transduction.
CGGUUCUUUUUUUACCAACACGGUCGGUCUCUCUCUCUCUCUCUCUGGUGUGGUAACUUGAAGAAGCGAACACAACAGCCAUCUCGCUCUGCUGAUUCGACGAAGCAGUUGGCUUGUUUCGUAGGAAAAAGAAAAAGCCCUAGUUUUCAUUUAUUCAGAUCUGAAACUCUGCUAGGCUAGGUCGGGAAUGGCUUCUUCGGAAGCCGAUUCCCGUUUGAGUCUUGUAAUAACUCCAGCCCUAGAGAAGAUAAUCAAGAAUGGUUCGUGGAGGAAACACUCUAAACUAGUUCACCAAUGCAAAUAUGUAAUCGAGAAAUUAGCUUCUCCCGACAAGCUUCCUUCUACUCCCGACGAUGCUGAAUUGGAUAAAUCAGUUCCCGGUCCGUUGCACGACGGUGGCACUGUUGAAUUCUCUCUCGCGGAGUCCGAAUCGAUCCUCAGCCCUCUGAUUGCCGCUUGUGGAUCGGGAGUUCUUAAGAUUGCCGAUCCGGCUAUUGACUGCAUCCAGAAGCUGAUCGCUCAUGGCUACAUUCGCGGUGAAGCGGAUCCUUCUGGUGGGUCCGAAGCCAAGCUUCUCUCCCAGUUGAUGGAGUCUGUCUGUAAGUGUCAUGACUUGGGUGAUGAUGCUGUUGAGCUCGUGAUACUUAGGACGCUGCUCUCAGCUGUUACUUCGACCUCAUUGCGGAUCCACGGGGAUUGCUUACUGCAGAUCGUUAGGACUUGUUACGAUAUCUACUUAGGGAGCAAGAAUGUUGUUAACCAGACGACUGCCAAGGCUUCUUUGAUACAGAUGCUGGUGAUUGUGUUUCGGAGGAUGGAGGCCGAUUCAUCCACUGUUCCUGUUCAGCCGAUUGUGGUAGCAGAACUGAUGGAGCCCGUGGAAAAGUCCGAUACGGAUGCAAGCAUGACACAGUUUGUCCAGGGUUUCAUUACGAAGAUCAUGCAAGACAUUGAUGUGGUCUUGAAUCCUGUGACUCCAAGGAAGUCAUCGGCGGGUGCCCAUGAUGGUGCAUUUGAAACUACGACUGUUGAAACCACGAAUCCGGCAGAUUUGUUGGAUUCAACGGAUAAGGAUAUGUUGGAUGCCAAAUAUUGGGAGAUCAGCAUGUACAAGACUGCUUUAGAAGGGAGAAAAGGGGAAUUGACUGAGGGUGAGGCUGAAAGAGAUGAUGACUUGGAAGUUCAGAUUGGUAAUAAGUUGAGACGGGAUGCUUUCUUGGUGUUUAGAGCACUUUGUAAGCUCUCAAUGAAGACACCUCCCAAGGAGGUCUUGAAUGAUCUACAGUUGAUGCGGGGAAAAAUUGUAGCACUGGAGCUGCUGAAGAUACUGCUAGAGAACGCUGGAGCUAUCUUUAGAACCAGUGAGAGGUUUUUAGGUGCUAUUAAGCAAUACUUAUGCUUAUCAUUGUUGAAGAACAGUGCAUCAAACCUUGUGAUUAUUUUUCAACUUUCUUGCUCCAUUUUCAUUAGUUUGGUAUCAAGAUUUAGAGCUGGAUUGAAGGCAGAGAUUGGAGUAUUCUUUCCUAUGAUUGUUCUAAGAGUUUUGGAAAAUAUUGUUCAGCCUAAUUUUCAGCAAAAGAUGAUAGUGCUUCGGUUUCUAGACAAGCUAUGCAUUGAUUCCCAGAUAUUGGUGGAUAUUUUCAUUAAUUAUGAUUGUGAUGUCAAUUCAUCAAAUAUAUUUGAGAGGAUGGUAAAUGGACUUCUCAAAACUGCUCAAGGUGUCCCUCCUGGUGCUGCCACUACCCUACUGCCACCUCAGGAUGCCACCAUGAAACUUGAAGCAAUGAAGUGCUUAGUGGCAAUUUUGCGUUCAAUGGGAGAUUGGAUGGACAAACAAUUGCGAAUUCCAGAUCCUCACUCUCCUAAUAAAAUAGAAACAACUGAGAAUGGUCCAGAAUCUGGAAGUCUUCCUGUGGCAAAUGGGAAUGGGGAAGAGCCUGCUGAAGGUCCAGAUUCUCAUUCUGAGGCAUCCAAUGAAUUUUCUGAUGUAUCAACAAUUGAGCAGCGUCGGGCAUACAAGCUUGAAUUUCAGGAAGGUAUAUCUCUUUUUAAUAGGAAACCUAAGAAAGGCAUUGAUUUCCUUAUCAAUGCAAAGAAGGUAGGGGACUCACCAGAGGAGAUUGCGGAUUUUCUUAGAAAUACAUCUGGUUUGAACAAGACCCAGAUUGGUGAUUAUCUAGGAGAGAGGGAGGAGUUACCAUUAAAAGUCAUGCAUGCAUACGUGGAUUCAUUUGAUUUUGAAGGAAUGGAGUUUGAUGAAGCAAUCAGGGCUUUUCUACAAGGCUUUAGGUUGCCAGGUGAAGCACAGAAGAUUGACCGUAUCAUGGAAAAAUUUGCUGAACGCUAUUGCAAGUGUAACCCAAAAGCUUUCACUAGUGCAGACACUGCAUAUGUCCUUGCCUAUUCUGUAAUAAUGCUCAACACUGAUGCCCACAACCCCAUGGUUAAAAACAAGAUGUCACCAGAUGACUUUAUAAGGAACAAUCGUGGCAUAGAUGAUGGAAAAGAUUUACCUGAAGAGUACUUGAGAUCUUUGUUUGAACGGAUUUCAAGGAAUGAGAUUAAAAUGAAAGAGGAUGACUUGGCUCCCCAACAAAAGCAGUCUGUAAACUCAAAUAGACUUUUAGGCCUAGAUGGUAUUUUGAAUAUUGUGGUCCGUAAGCGAGGAGAUGAAAAUAACAUGGAGACCAGUGAUGAUCUCAUGAGGCACAUGCAACAACAAUUCAAGGAAAAAGCUCGUAAAUCUGAGUCAGUUUACUAUGCAGCAACAGAUGUUGUAAUACUGAGAUUCAUGAUUGAGGUCUGUUGGGCUCCUAUGUUGGCUGCCUUCAGUGUCCCUCUUGACCAAAGUGAUGAUGAAGUAAUAAUUGCGCAGUGUCUUGAAGGAUUCCGUUAUGCAAUCCAUGUUACUGCAGUGAUAUCCAUGAAGACUCACAGAGAUGCUUUUGUUACUUCACUAGCAAAGUUCACUUCCCUCCACUCAGCUGCAGAUAUCAAACAGAAAAACAUUGAUGCGAUCAAGGCAAUUAUUACGAUUGCUGAUGAAGAUGGCAAUUAUUUGCAAGAAGCCUGGGAGCAUAUUUUGACAUGUGUUUCACGAUUUGAGCAUUUGCAUCUCUUGGGAGAGGGAGCUCCUCCUGAUGCGGCUUUCUUUGCAGUACCUCAGAAUGAUUUAGAAAAUUCAAAGCAAUUGAAGUCAACCAUCCUUCCUGUAUUGAAAAAGAAAGAACAUGGCCGUAUUCAAUAUGCUGCUGCAGCUGUUCGAAGGGGUUCAUAUGAUAGUGCUGGUGUUGGUGGCCAUGCUUCGGGGGUCAUUACAUCUGAACAGAUGAACAAUUUAGUGUCCAACUUGAACAUGUUGGAGCAAGUUGGAAGCUCUGAAAUGAAUCGCAUAUUCACAAGAAGUCAAAGAUUGAAUAGUGAGGCAAUAGUUGAUUUUGUUAAAUCUCUUUGCAAGGUUUCUAUAGAAGAGUUGCGAUCUACAUCUGAUCCACGUGUUUUUAGCCUUACGAAAAUUGUUGAGAUUGCGCACUACAACAUGAAUCGAAUCAGGCUUGUAUGGUCAAGGAUCUGGCAUGUGCUCUCUGAUUUCUUUGUAACCAUUGGUUGUUCCGAAAAUCUCUCAAUUGCAAUUUUUGCAAUGGAUUCCUUACGCCAGUUGGCAAUGAAAUUUUUAGAACGAGAAGAGUUGGCUAAUUAUAAUUUCCAGAAUGAGUUCAUGAAACCUUUUAUCAUUGUCAUGCGCAAGAGCAGUGCUGUUGAAAUCAGGGAAUUGAUUAUCAGAUGUGUUUCACAAAUGGUUUUAUCCCGUGUUAAUAAUGUGAAGUCGGGUUGGAAAAGCAUGUUCAUGGUUUUCACAACUGCAGCUUAUGAUGACCACAAGAAUAUUGUGCUUUUGGCCUUUGAGAUAAUUGAGAAGAUUGUGCGAGAUUACUUCCCCUACAUAACUGAAACUGAAACGACUACUUUUACAGAUUGUGUGAACUGUUUGAUUGCAUUUACUAAUAGCAGGUUCAACAAAGACAUUAGUCUCAAUGCAAUUGCUUUCCUUCGGUUCUGUGCUGUGAAACUUGCCGAAGGAGAUCUUGGUUCCUCAUCAAGGAAUAAGGAGAGGGAAUCUUCUGUAAAAAUUUCUCCAUCUUCACCCAAAAUGGGCAAAGAUGGAAAACAAGAAAGUGCGGAGAUCAUUGAUAAGGAUGACCAUCUCUAUUUCUGGUUCCCAUUGUUGGCUGGAUUAUCAGAACUUAGCUUUGAUCCAAGGUCUGAUAUCAGACAAAGUGCCUUGCAAGUUUUGUUUGAUACUUUAUGCAACCAUGGGCAUCUUUUCUCCUUGCCUUUGUGGGAGCGAGUAGUUGAUUCAGUCCUUUUCCCCUUGUUUGAUUAUGUCCGUCAUGCUAUUGAUCCUUCUGAUAGAAACUUACAAGGCCAGGGAGAUGAAGGUGAUCCAACUGAGCUUGAUCAGGAUUCAUGGCUUUAUGAAACAUGUACAUUGGCCCUCCAACUGGUUGUAGAUCUCUUUGUAAAAUUUUAUGGUACUGUCAAUCCACUAUUGUGGAAAGUGCUAAUGUUGCUGGUAAGUUUCAUUAAGCGUCCCCACCAAAGCCUAGCUGGAAUUGGAAUUGCUGCUUUUGUUCGGCUAAUGAGCAGUGCUGGGGCUCUGUUUUCUGAGGAUAAAUGGCUAGAAGUAGUUUUGUCAUUGAAAGAAGCAGCUAAUUCAACACUUCCUGAUUUUUCACACAUCAUUGAUGAAAAUGAUGUGGUAAGUGACCAUGAAGAGCCUUCAAUUGGAGAAAGUAAUGGGGAAUCUGCUGGAUCUGUUCAGCCUGAUGAUAUUGGGAGCCAGAGAAAACAGAGCAUUUAUUCUGCAAUUUCAGAUGCCAGGUGUCGUACUGCUGUACAGCUUCUUUUGGUUCAGGCUAUGAUGGAGAUCUAUGGCAUGUAUAGGACUCAACUUUCAGUAAAGAACACUUUAGUGCUAUUUGAAUCAUUACACAAUGUGGCUUCUCAUGCUCACAAAAUAAACAGUGACAAUGACCUGCGGUCAAAGCUACAGGAGCUUAGCUCCAUGACACAGAUGCAGGACCCUCCAUUGUUGCGUCUUGAGAAUGAGUCCUAUCAAAUCUGCCUCACAUUGUUACAGAAUCUCAUGGCUGACAAGCCUCUUGGUUAUGAUGAGGAUGAAGUGGAAGCUCACCUCAUUGAUCUAUGCAAGGAGGUCCUGCAGUCUUACCUUGAUACAGCACACUCAGGGCGAUUGCCUGAGCCAUCUGCUGAUGGUCAAUCAAGGCCCUGCUGGCUGAUUCCUCUUGGUUCUGCAAGGAGAGAGUUGGCAGCACGUGCACCACUCAUUGUGGCAAUCCUCCAGGCUAUCUGUGGGUUGGAUGACAUCUCAUUUGAGAAAAACCUGGCUGGCUUCUUCCCCCUAUUAUCAGGGUUGAUAGGUUGUGAACAUGGGUCAAGUGAAGUUCAACUGGCUUUGAGCGACAUGCUCAGAUCAUCAGUCGGACCAGUUUUUUUUCGAUCUUGCUAAGUGGGGCAAGGUCCGAUUUUUUUUUUUUUUUUUUUUUUACUUAGAGAUGUAUGAUAUAUAUAUAUAUAUAUUUUUUUUUUCUCCAAUCUCCAAUCAUUUGUAGUUUCCAUUUGAUUUUUGGUUAUAGUCAUUAAGUGUAGGUUGCUAGUCUAUGAAAAGUUAAGCUAUGGUUUUGAUUUGCCGACUUGCAGAGUGCUUAUGAACAUCUUGUGCACAAGUUCUCUAUACAGCGUUGUAGAUGUAAGGAGUCGUCUUGAUGUUGUA